Onthophagus taurus is the source of this 1471-nucleotide messenger RNA. RefSeq names its product ALG1, chitobiosyldiphosphodolichol beta-mannosyltransferase (gene Alg1). Gene Ontology annotation, molecular function: mannosyltransferase activity. Lineage: Eukaryota; Metazoa; Arthropoda; Insecta; Coleoptera; Scarabaeidae. The record is from RefSeq and is a predicted model, not a curated record. Gene Ontology annotation, cellular component: endoplasmic reticulum.
UUACAAAUUUUUAUCUAAACAAAAAGUAAGGUUAUGUUCUGUUAAGUUGGGUUUGACAGAUGAGUAAUUAAUCAAAUAUUUAAGUUUAAAACGAUUUAAUACCAUGGCACUUAAAAAGAAAAUUUGUGUGGUUGUUUUGGGCGAUAUAGGCCGUAGUCCACGAAUGCAAUAUCACUCAGAAUCGUUUGCUGAACAAGGGGAUAUUGUGGAUAUAGUUUGUUAUAGAGAAACACUCCCGAAAUCUACUUUAAUAGCCCAACCUCUCGUUAGUUUUCAUUAUUUAGCCCCCUAUCCAACAUUGAUGUUGCCAAAGUUUUUGAAUUAUGUUUUUAAAACUUUAUGGCAAGCGAUUAAUUUAUUAUUUGUGCUUUUAAUUACAAGAAAACCGGAUAUAGUUUUGGUACAAAAUCCUCCAGCUGUUCCUGCCCUUCUUGUUUGUUGGGUAUUUAGUUUAAUUUGUGGGGCUAAAUAUGUUAUCGAUUGGCAUAAUUACGCUUAUAGUAUUAUGGCUUUAAACGUUGGAAAAAAUAACGUUUUGGUAAAAGUUACUAAGAAAAUUGAAGAGUUUAUUGGUAGAAGGGCAACUAAUUUAUGUGUUACUAAAGAAAUGAAGAAGGAUUUAAUGGAAAAUUGGGGAAUAAGAGCUACUACUUUGUACGAUCGACCCUCCGAUGUAUUUCAUUCAAUAACUCUUGAAGAAAAACACAGUUUAUUAAAGAAAUUAUCCUCUAAAUAUGAAUGUCUUGGAUCUCCCAGUGAGGAUGAAACAGUUAUCUCGAAUCUUGAAGACAACAAAGUAAUUUUAAAAGAAAAUAGACCUGGAAUUAUUAUUUCAAGUACUAGCUGGACUGAAGACGAAGAUUUUUCUAUUUUACUCAAAGCGUUAAUAAAUUACGAAAACCACAUUAAAGAAGAUAACAUAAAGCAAUUACCAAAUUUAAUAUGUAUUAUAACAGGAAAAGGUCCACUAAAAUCUUAUUAUCUAAACAAAAUAAAUCAACUUGAAUUGAAACACAUAAAAAUAAUAACCCCAUGGUUAGAAGCUGAAGAUUAUCCAAAAAUAAUAGCUUCAGCUGAUUUAGGAGUUUCUCUUCAUACGAGUUCAAGUGGGCUCGAUUUACCAAUGAAAGUUGUUGAUAUGUUUGGUUGUGGAAUUCCAGUUUGUGCAUAUGAUUUUAAAUCUUUAUACGAAUUAGUUAAACAUGAAGAAAACGGCUUUGUAUUUAAAGAUGCUGAAGAAUUAAGCGAUCAAAUUCAAAGUUGGUUUCAGGAAUUUCCAAAUAAUAAAAUUCAAAAUAAUCAAAAAGAGGCUUUUCUAAAUGAAAUUAAUAAUUUUAGAGAAUUAGGUUGGAGGGAAAAUUGGAAUAUGAUUGCUUCGAGCGUAUUUGAAUAACUUUAAAUGUCAAUGUGCGGUUGAAGACAAUUUGGGUUGCCUAUAUUAAUUUAAUAAAGAUUAGAACAUUUACAACUA